ACUUUCUCAUCACGCACUAAUCAAAAUCAGCCAAGUUAUCACACACACACACACCACAAUUCCCACAAGUGUGGUGUUGCAUGGACCAUGCAUUCAAACCACCUAUAUAUAUAUAUAUAAUAUUAGCCAUUAAAAGAGGAUUAAAACAUUUCAACAAUCACAAGCCAAAAUAAUGGCGAAACCCCACUUCAUAUCAAUGCUUCUCUUCAUUCUCUACACAAUCAAACACACCCACCAAACUUUCGAUAUUGAUGACAACUCCCUCAACGUGCCAAACCCUAGCAAAAUCUUCGAUCGCCUUACCGAAAUGACAUAUGGGGUUUCGCACAAGCACCUAUGCUUUCGCUGCAUAGGCGACUCGUCUCGCUUUCUGGCCGCACACAACUUGGCGCGGGCCGAGAAAGGGCAGCUACCGCUCUUGUGGGAAGCCAAGCUCGCCAGGCACGCACGGCGUUGGGCGUCCCAAAGGAAAGCCGACUGUGCGCUGCGGCAUUCGUCCCCAAUAGACGGGCUCGGAGAGAACAUAUUUUGGGGCGGCGGGUCCGGGUGGACGCCGACCGACGCCGUUAGGUUGUGGGCGGAAGAGGAAAAGGACUACUCUUACAAGAACAAUUCCUGCGCCCAUGGCCAAAUGUGUGGGCACUACACGCAGAUCGUGUGGCGGAGUACUAGGAGGGUUGGUUGCGCUAGGGUUAUCUGUGACAGUGGUGAUACGUUCAUGAUUUGUAACUAUGAUCCGCCUGGUAAUUAUAUUGGUGAGAAACCGUACUGAUCGAUCUUAAAAUCUCAGUUGUGUUUGUGUCAUCACAUACUAUUUUUAUAUAUAUAUAUAUACUAUAUAACGUCAGAUGACUUGUAUUUAUUAUAUGUAACAAAGUGUUACAUCAUGUAUAUGCCGGUGGCCGGCUUAAUUUAUUAUAAUAUGAUUAGAAAAUAUAUAUAAUAUAUUUGCAAUUUUUAAGUUAGAUAUAGAUGUGGGGGUUUGGUAUACAUAACUAUAUGUUAUUACUUAAAUGUAUAAAGAUAUAU
Messenger RNA from Humulus lupulus (European hop), 1029 nucleotides. Its product is annotated as pathogenesis-related protein PR-1-like. Lineage: Eukaryota; Viridiplantae; Streptophyta; Magnoliopsida; Rosales; Cannabaceae. The transcript has a single exon. Bases 173 to 772 code for a protein of 199 amino acids. Gene Ontology annotation, cellular component: extracellular region. The record is from RefSeq and is a predicted model, not a curated record.